GCCUGCCUGCCCUGCAGUCUCUCUCUCUCUCUCCCUCCCGGAGAAAACAAUAUUCCCACACGUCAAGGACUAGCAGCCCACCAGCCCGGUUCUCUGCCGCCACACAUGCUUUUUGUCGACAACAGGCCUGCUGCCGACCACCUGCGACAAGAUGUACCGCUCUGACCGCGGUGUCGACUUCCCCGACCUCUCCUUCCACGUCCCUGGCGGCCCUGCGGAGCUGGGCUCAGCAAACCGAGUGUGAACGAAACCAACAACACAUCACGCUUGUACCUUCCCCUUCACCCACACAGGGCCUCCCUCAGCUGCUGUAGCUCCAGUCCCACCCUCCCUCUUCUCGAACCAUGGACAGCCCUCCUAAACUGUCUGGCGAGACCCUGAUUGUGCAUCACAUUCCCCUGGUGCACUGUCAGGUGUCAGGGGGGCGGCAGGGUGGCUGUGGGGGCUCACUGAAGAGAAGCAACCCGUUCAGCCCGCCGGAGAACCUGGGCCUGAGCCGAACCACUUCCCUUCCAGAGAGAGAUGUCCUCCAGAGAGAGGCUCUGCUCUACAGCAGCCUGAUCCAGACCUCCAGCGGCUCCUGGUCGUCCCACAACGGAGGAAGAGAGAGGAACGGUGGUGGGAGAGGCGGCAGCACGGCAAGCGAUGAUUCAUCGUUUACUUCGAGCAAUUCGGAGGACCAGCUGAUGGCAGCGCACACAUUACCAAGAGCUAAGCCGAGGAGCAGGAAUCCGCUGCGUCACAAUCCGUUCCUGCUGAAUACUGAGGAUGACGAAGAAGAAGACGAGGACGAGGAUGAUGGGGACAACCUCAGCGGUUACCUUGAGGACUCCUCUUUUCACCUCCACAGUGACACUAACUCUGCCCUUGAUGACGGGAUGGCUCCCUUCCGCCUGCAUGACCUUGGCUUUGCUUCUGAGCCCUUUCUUUUGCACAGCUCAGUGGGAGGAAGCAGCCGUGAGUCCCUGAGGGGCGUCGCUUCAGAUCUCUCCAACCACCUCGAAGACCUGGACAUCUUAGGUCUGGACAGCCAGCGCCGCCAUGGAAGCAGUGGUUCCAACAUGUCCAUGGACUGUGGAGAGCAGGACUGGGGCGAUGACGAUGAAGAUGAAGAUCAUCCUAUGCGGUGCGGUCGAAGCAGUAAGACGGGCUCCUACUCGUCAAGCUCCUCGAUCCAGCACUGCUCCUGCUGCGCGCUGUCCCAGACCUACCAUCAGCACUUCCCUGAAGCCUUCCCCGAGCCUUUUUCAGAGUGCCAGCAAGGCUACGGCAGCGACUCCUCUUGCAACAGCUCGGACGGUGUGCUCGUCAACUUCAGCGCCAUUUACAAUAAGAUGAACAACAGCGUGCCAGAGAAGCCGCCGGUCUCUGGGCACACCAACCUCAACAGCUCCACUGAGCACUCCUGCACCUCGUCUGUUUCUGAUCCACCAGGAAACCAGCGAGACUCAAGUGGAGGGGCUUUCUAUUUAGACCUUCACACCUCCCCAACUGAACCUCCUCUAUCACAGCAACAACCCUCUUGUUUUGGCAACACCUUCCCUCUCAUCCGUGAACCACACCUGUCCACCUCCUCCACCUGCUCCUGCUCCGUGGAGCACCAGGGGGCUCUAGACCUCGACGCCAACUGCAACUCCUACCACCCCCCACAUUCCGGGUCAUCUGGAGACCUGGCGUCCUGUCUGCAGAGCCAGGCCCGACUGGUUGUUGCCACCCAGAACUACUACAAGCUGGUCACCUGUGACCUUUCGUCCCAGUCGUCGCCGAGUCCUGCAGGCUCCUCGGUGAACAGCUGCUCCGAUGAGCACAGCAAAGGCAGCCCCACCCCGACUCAGCCCAGCGAGUACUUCCUGUUCAGACAGCGCGCUGAUGAGGAGGGCGUGCAGGAAGAGGACGAGGAUGGCGAGUCAUCCAGGCAGGGAGACGAUAAUGAUGAUCAUGAUGGAGAGGACGAGGAGGAGAAGAAUCAACAGGCAGUCGGUGAGGCUGAAGCUGCUCCCGCUGUGAUUGAGGGCCAGGUUUACGUCAACAUCUCCCCCCCUGUGGUUGGCCGGGGUGUUAUCGGAGGCGGUGCCUCUUCAGGAAGUCGUCCCCGUUCCCGCAGCUACGACCGCAACCUGGACAAGUCUCCGUCUCCUCGGCUCGGAUCUCUGGAGCGCAUGUUGAGCUGCCCUGUCCGGCUCAGUGAGGGCGCUGCCCCGGCCCCGCCUCCUCCUCCGCGGGUCACCUCCUUUGCAGAGAUCGCCAGAAGUAAGAGAAGAAACGGAGGUACGGGGGGGUCGCCGUCGCUGAAGGCAGCCCCAGACCCUUUCUCCUCCACUUACUCCACCCACUCCCACUCCUCAGUGGAUUUCUCUCCGAUCCCGGAGCAGCACGUGCAGGCUAACAAUCAGAGCCUGUCACCUGUACCUUUUACCAGAUGUUACAGCCAUGGCAGCAUUGAGCGACACCUGGAGGGGGCGAGGGAGACCCGGGCCAAGGCUGAAGGUGGUCUCUCCAGCUCCUCAGACAGCCGGCCAGCGGUGGUCCGCUACAGCAGGGACCAGCGGCCCACCACUCUCCCCAUCCAGCCCUUCACCUUCCACCACCAGUUCACCUCCAAGCCCCCGCAGCCCAAGCCUCUGCUGCCCCUGCUCACGGGCUACGUCUCGGGGAUGCAGGCCCGUUCCAGUUCCGGCUCCGGGUCUGGCUCUGCCUCUGGAGGUCCGGUGGGGGAGGAUAGUGAAGAUGCAGCUGAAAAUGUGCGGAAGUAUCAGGGGGCACUGGCUGGGGCAGCCCCUCCCCCCGGAUCAGUUCGUCCUUCACCUCUUGGGAGCUACUCCCCGGUGCGUCUCCAGGGGGCGCCCAGUUCCGGGACCUGCUCCACCUGUACCCCCAGCCCUCAGCGUUCACACAGCCUCUCCUGCCCGCUCUCAGCAGGCCUCGGCCCCCUGCAGACCCCGCCCACAGUAAAACAGGGGGGGGGCUCCGCGGCAUUACCGGCAACCCCGCCGCCGUCCCUGGGCGUGAAGAGAGGGACGGUGCCACCGAUGCUGCCGGCGGUGCAGGGACACUGUGUCCACCGUGGAGCUCUGUCCAGUUUACCAGCGCUCCACGGUGACACACUGAGCCCGCUGGGCUGUCUGGACUCUGGAAAGCACGGGGAGGGAAGCAAAGGACCUGGAGCCAGGACACAUAAUGCACACCACCUCUCUCCUCAGGCCCUCAAAUGGAGGGAGUACCGUCGCCGAAACCCACUGGGGGUGGAGAGGGUCUCUGGCGGCGUAGGAUCAGGCGUCCUGUCUGGUAACACAGAACCCCGAAGGGGCGGGGGAACACGGCCUGCCAGACGCAACGUGUUCGAUUUCCCUUCAGCGCCCUCUAGCCACACGCUGGGACGGAUUAAUGCAGGUCAAUCGGCUAAGCUACAGCAGAGCUACACCGAUUUCCUGCCGGACUACUUCUCCCUGACCGAGAAGCCGCCGGAGGAGUUCUGCCUCUCCCCCGACGCUUCGUCUUCAUCCUCGUCCUGCUCCUCCUCGCAGUCCCACAUCUCUGUGGACCUGACACAGAAGAGAGGUUUGGUGAAGGCUGUGAACACGGCAGUGGAUCUGAUCGUGGCACACUUCGGCACCAGUCGGGACCCAGAUGUAAAGGCUAAGCUGGGAAACAGCUGGGUGAGUCCCAACGUGGGUCACCUCAUCCUGAAGUACCUGUGCCCAGCCCUGCAUGAGGUGCUGCAGGACGGCCUGAAGGCCUACGUACUGGACCUGAUCAUCGGACAGCGGCGUUGUCAGCCCUGGAGCCUCGUGGAGGCCUCCACGCAGCUGGGCCCGUCCACACGUGUCCUCCACACCUUGUUCUCAAAGGUGAGCCAGUACUCGGAGCUCACCAGCCACAGCAUGAGACUGAACGCCUUCAUCUUCGGUCUGCUCAACCUGAAAUCUUUGGAAUUCUGGUUCAAUCACCUCUACACACAUGAAGAUAUUAUAGCCGCACACUACAACCCGUGGGGUUUCCUUCCCCUGGCACAGGGGGCAUGCCAGCCUCUCUUCGAGGAGCUCCUCCUCCUGCUGCAGCCGCUGUCGCUCCUCCCCUUCGACCUGGACCUGCUGUUUGAGCUUCAUCUCCUCCAAAAGGGCCAGGAGCAUCUGCGUCGCAAGGAGCAGCUGUGCUCCGCAGGCCAGAGUGUCGACCAGUCGGCUCGCUCCACCUUUCAGCUCAUGAGAGGAUGGAGCGCCACUGUGAGCGAAAUGGUCAGAGACUCGAGCGCCGAGGUGAAGAAGGAGAGGGCGGGGCUGAGACGAGAGGGGACGUGGCCGAGGAUGGAAGGAGCCAAGUCGAGGAGAGAGGGAGAAGGAGUAAAAUCAAGGCUGAGGAAGGAAGGGGGGACAACUGAAAGCAUGACAGCUGGACCUGUUAGCAGACAGACGGUGAUGGAAGUAGGGUUUGCCAAUCUUUGGAAGGAGAGGGGGAUGGGUGAGCAGAGAGUGAAAGGCGUAGGACAAGAGAGCCAAGGAGAAGGAGAGGACGGACAAGAGAAGGACAGGAGGAAGAAAAAAGACAGGGAUUCGGCAGAUGAGGGGCGUCAGCGGCAAGACAGACAGGCUGGCUGGUGGUACCAGCUCAUGCAGUCCUCCCAGGUCUACAUCGACCAGUCCACAGAGGGGUCAAAGUUCGUUAAGGCCGAGAAGAGGAAGAAGUCAUCUGAGAGACGGCAGGGCCAACUACCGCCCACCAGAGAGGGAGUGGUGGAGGGGGCAGAGUCAAGCCAAGAAGAGGAGGGCUACAGAAGCAGGAAAAGCAACAGUAGCUCCAGUGGGGAGUCAGCUGGAUCCGGGGGAAGGCCUUCAUGGAUGGGCAGCCCACCAGAGUCUGUUCUCAACCACGACAAAGAGACAAAGCUUCUGGAGGUUACAGGGACCGGAGCCCACGCAGCAUCCCAGGAGGAGAGCCCCUCACAGGCUCAGAGUUUGCGCUGGGGCAGGCUCUUUGGAUCUAGCGUUGGUUCUCCAUCCAGAACGGAGGGAAGUGAACAGAGGACGAAAGGUCAAAAGACCAGAGCCCCGUCAGGUUGGCUUGGUCUGGAUAGAUCUGUUCUUGACCUAGUAGCUCAGACUAUCGGAGCGGGGAGUGGGAAGAAGGUAGAGUCUCCGGCCACUGUCUCUCAUUCCCAAAACGCACCCCCGCCGACGUCAGUCCAACCAACUGAAGCCAAACAGCGAUCUCUGUGUGAGGUACGAGCGUUGUGCCACCACAUAGCCACCGAGCCGGGUCAGCUGAGCUUCAACAAGGGCGACGUCCUGCGGGUCCUGAGCAAGGCUGACCCGGACUGGCUGCUCUGCUCCCUGGGCUCCACGCAGGGCUUAGUCCCCAUCAUCUACGUCACCCUCAACAGCAUGGAGGACAGCCAGGAUGCCGCUGGACUGGACGGGCAGUGCUGAACCGAAGCUGCCGCCAAGUGGAAAUGAUGAAGGCCAACUGCUGUGGAGACGGAGGGUAUCCCUGCCAAAAGAAAAAAAAUUUUUUAAGGUGGGAUAACUGUACAUUAAGGAGAAUUCCUGAAAAAUAAAACACUGUAGAAAAUAUGAAGAUUAUGAAGACAGUGUACAGACACGUGCAAGCGAAGCAUGCAGGCUCCAACACAAGCUCACAUCUGCUUCGAGGGUACAUCCAGAUGAGUAUGCAUGCAUACAUCCGAAAAACCAAAAGACCAGACGAGAAACAAACAAACCCAAAGACUCUCAAACUCACGCGUCUUUCUCUGCGUGAAGCCGUGCUACCAUCUUUACCACGUGACUGUCCAGUCUGUAAAUCAUCCACCUCGACUCUCCACGGAACGAGGAGGGGCUCCACACAGGUGGUGGCCUUCGCUAUAUGAUAUUCUGUAUCCCACGCCUCGCUGCACUUUGCUGUACGGUCUCUACAUUCACCUGGCUGUGCCACACUUUGAACACAGUGCUCAGUUUCACCUCCCAGUCACACGACAGGUCGGUUUGGUUUGAAGUCCUGUUGCUUACUUAGUGCUUAGUGCUUUUUUUUUUUUUUUUGGUAAGAUUUAAGGUGGUUGAUGUAAAAGCAAAAAUUGUCAACUUCUUGUUCCACCUCUGCUCCAUCUGCAGAGGUGUGUGUGCUUCAGCAUCAGAGUAGAAAACCAGCCCAGUGUUUGUUUAGAUGGGACGCUCAACCCAAGAGAGAAGGAAGCAAACAGAAAAGUUCAAAUCUUUUUUCCAUUCCCCGUCUGUCUCAUUUGGUCGCUGCUCAUUGAAGCCUGUUUCUUUGGAGAAGAAGGGAUGGACGGACUUAGGAGCAAAACGACUGACAGGUUGCCUUUUAUUCGUCCUCUCUGCUCACAGAUCCCACCUCAGCUGGGUUUGAAUCAGUGGCUGAUGUUGUUUAAGUGCAUGUAACCUUUCCAAAAACAAAAAAAAAAAAAAUUCACCUGUGUUCCUGCCACAUCCUGCACCUCGGCCCCUGUUUAACCUCUCAUCAGAGAACACAUGAACACGUCACGGCUCUAUGAGCGAGUGAACGAGCUGCCACAGUCUGAGCCGUGCAUUCGAUCUGUUGCUCCACACUGUAAAUGCAUAUAUGACUUACACAUGUGGUGAGUUCUGUUUAUCUUACUGACCUACAGUUAGCUGAGGGACGCAUCUAAAUGGACGGCUGUGGAAAACAGGGAAGGACGUCCAGUGAAAGCAUAGACAGAGCUGUGGAGACGUCUUUUUGAAUGUGUUGGGAAUUCGCUCCAACCUGGAAAUUCAGAUUCAAAAUUAUUGCGAAUUAGUUUAAUGUUUUGAAACGUUUGAAAAGGGGUCAGUGAUCUUAACUAUGCCUUAAAGCGCUUGAGGGGAAAAAAAAAAAAAAAACGAGAGAACUGUCC
This is a messenger RNA of Toxotes jaculatrix (banded archerfish), 6862 nucleotides long. It is a transcript of the gene rusc2, whose product is annotated as RUN and SH3 domain containing 2. The transcript has 13 exons. The coding region runs from base 345 to 5423 and encodes 1692 amino acids. Lineage: Eukaryota; Metazoa; Chordata; Actinopteri; Toxotidae. Gene Ontology annotation, molecular function: protein binding. Gene Ontology annotation, cellular component: cytoplasmic vesicle. The record is from RefSeq and is a predicted model, not a curated record.